Molecule: messenger RNA, 1389 nt
Organism: Malassezia globosa CBS 7966
Lineage: Eukaryota; Fungi; Basidiomycota; Malasseziomycetes; Malasseziales; Malasseziaceae
Exons: 1
Coding region: 1-1389 (462 amino acids)
Cellular component (GO): cytoplasm
Molecular function (GO): pyridoxal phosphate binding; identical protein binding; L-ornithine transaminase activity
Source: RefSeq, a predicted model, not a curated record
AUGUCAAAUUUCGAACAAAUUCAACAGAAGCUGAGCCACUUGGGCCAGAGCAUGUAUUCAUCUGCUACUGCUAUGGGUCAUGCUGCUCAUUCGGCGUCCACACGCCAACACCACACGAGUGAAGAACUCAUGAAGAUGGAAAGUGACUUUAGUGCUCAUAACUACCAUCCACUACCCGUCGUGUUUGACCGCGCACACGGAACGCGUGUUUGGGAUCCUGAAGGUAAGGAAUACCUUGACUUCUUGUCAGCCUAUUCUGCGGUGAACCAUGGUCACUGUCAUCCAGCUGUUGUGGGCGCUCUUAUUGCCCAGUCACAGAAGCUCACGCUAUCGUCGCGUGCCUUCUAUAACUCUGUGUUCGCUCAGUUUGCAAAGCGUGUGACAGAGCUCCUGAAGUACGACAUGGUGCUCCCUAUGAACACAGGUGCUGAGGCUGUCGAGACGGCUAUGAAGCUUGCUCGCAAGUGGGCUUACAAGAAAAAGGGUGUGCCUGAGGGCAAGGCACGUAUUCUGAGCGCUUCAGGCAACUUCCAUGGCCGCACGAUCGGUGUCAUCAGUAUGAGCACAGAUCCUGACAGUCGCAAUGGUUUCGGUCCUAUGCUAGAACGUGUGGGUCCAGUCGUGGAUAACUUUACGAUCCGUUACAACCACGCUGAGGAUAUUGAGGCUGUGCUCGCAAAGUAUGGGAACGAAACAGCUGCCGUGCUUCUCGAACCAAUCCAGGGAGAGGCUGGUAUUAUGGUGCCAGACGACACAUACUUCCAGAAGGUGCACGCCCUUUGCAAGCAGCACAACGUGCUCCUUAUCUGCGAUGAGAUUCAGACAGGCCUCGGCCGUACUGGUCGUAUGCUCUGUUGUGAGCACUACGGCGUUCGUCCGGAUAUCAUCACGCUCGGUAAGGCGCUGAGCGCUGGCGUUUAUCCGGUCAGUGCCGUGAUGGCCGAUAAGGAUAUCAUGUUGUGCAUUGAGCCUGGUGAACAUGGCAGUACAUACGGUGGAAAUCCGCUUGGUUCAGCUGUGUCGAUUGCGGCUCUGGAUGCCAUUGUCAAAGAGAACAUGUGUGAACGUGCUGAAAAGCUGGGUGAAGAGAUGCGCUCUUCGCUUAAGAAGAUCAACAAUCCACUCCUUGUUGAAGUGCGUGGCAAGGGUCUUCUCAAUGCCAUUGUUAUUGAUGAAACGAAGAGCACGAAGGGCCGUUCCGCCUGGGACCUGUGUCUACUCCUCAAGGACAAGGGUCUUCUUGCUAAACCAACACACCAGAAUAUUAUUCGCCUUGCUCCUCCGCUUGUCAUUUCUGAAGAAGAACUAAGACGUGGUAUCAAGAUCAUUGAGUCGGCUCUGGAUGAGCUGGACAAGAUUGACACGAUUCCUGGUGCCGAGGCACAUUAA